CGAGGGAAGAGAAUCGCGAUCCGAUUCGAUUUCGGUGGAUCGUUACAGCCCUACUUGCUAGUAGUAUAUCGGCAAAUAGUCGGAGUAGAAGAUGUAGUGGAAUUGCAAGAAAGUCAUAGUAUAUGUGUGUAAUUUAUUGGCGUCUUUUUCAGUGAUAAGAGCUUAUGGGAUGUCGCUAUUGACAUGUCAAAUGCACCAUCCAACAAGGAAGACGAUUCUACAUCAAACAUAGAAGAAGGAACAUUAUUAUUAUUAGGAAGUCAAAACUCGGGGAAGACAUCAAUAGGAUUAAGACUGUCUGAAAGGGAUGAGCAAGCCAAGCCCACUACAGCAUUGGAAUAUACCUACUCUAGACUCAGCCGAGGAGCUAAAUUGACAAGAGAUGUUCUUCACAUAUGGGAGCUCGGAGGGGGAACGUCACUUACCAAGUUACUGGAGGUACCCAUAAAUCCAAGCACACUAUUCUCAUUAUCCAUUGGAAUUGUGAUUGACCUUUCUCAGCCAGAGGUCAUGUGGGUUACCUUAGAGACUUUGCUGCAGGCAUUGAACUUAAGGCUUGAUCAAGUAUUCAAGGAAAUUGGUAGUAGUAAUACUGAUUUAACGAACAUGUUGAAGAGGCAAGCGAUGAAAAGAAUUGGAGAUGACCACAGGGACAUAGACAUGCUCAACCCAUUUCCUGUUCCCUUGGUAAUAAUUGGCUCCAAGUAUGACAUAUUUCAGGACAAAUUUGAUUCUGAAAAAAGAAAAGUCAUCUGCAAAACUCUUAGAUUUCUAGCUCACAUAAAUGGAGCAGCACUACAUUUCUGCAGCACUAAGAUAGAUGGACUUAUGCAGAGAACUAGAGCUUUGCUGGCAAUGUCUGCCUUCCCUGCCACACUAAGUAAGCAGAAUGAUUCAAAAGAGAAGAAAGUGUUGCUUGAUCAUAAUAAACCUGUCAUCGUCCCGUUUGGCAUGGAUUCUAUGGAAAUGAUAGGCUCUCCAUUGCUCCCUGCGGGUGAUAUUAGCCAGGUCACGGCAAGAACGCCAUUAGAGUUGUGGAAAAAUUCGUACACCAGUUUCUUUCCACAACAGAGCUCUGCUGCACCACUGAGACAGGAAGACCCAACAAGUGACCCUCAGUACAGUGAGCCAACCAUUGACGCUGUCCGUAGACAAAGAGACGAGGAGCUCGAACGGUAUCGGAGGUUAGCAGAGCAACGUGCUGAAGAUGCUGCGAAAAAGGGCUUGCAGGCUCACGUACAAGCUUAGCCAACCGCUGCAUCGAUGACCCAACUGUGACCUUUGUACAGGUGAUACAUUUAUAAUGCUGCGAGAACCUGAAUAUGUUCCCUGCACAGAUGCCAGCUAUACUCUUGUAGAUAGUCUUUAAUAAAAUCGUGUUCUGGAUUUUGAAGGACCUGAUUAUAGUUUAUUGUAGCCUGUAAAUAUGCUGUAUAUAGAAAUUUGUUAAAAUGCUUAGACAUGUCUUCUGUGUGAACAUGUUACUGAAUUCAUUUUUGCUUGGUUCGGGUGCAGUGGAAAUAGUCCAAUUUAAUCACUGAAUGCACAAAAGUAGAAUAAUGGGUUCUUUAUUCUAAAAUAUAAAUCAUAGUAUUGCUACAGGUAUUCCUGCAUUUAUGGAGACUAAAAAACACCUCACUUAUACAGUAAUGUAUCAAUUACCAAUGUUAUUGGGCUAAUCCGUAACAUUCUUUUUUGACAAACGUCUGGGAAAGUGCACUCACAGGUAUGACGAAUUUGACUAUUUAAGCAUAUAAGGAUUAUAUUCUUUAUGAUCCUUGGGACAAGGAUUAAUCCGUCUAUAAACUAAUAAUCUAUAUGUAAACAUUAUCUAUUUUGUACAUCACAUGCACUACACGUAUUACAAUACAUUCAACUUUUCAUAAAGCUCAAAACUUAUUUGUCAUAAAUAAUUUUGCAACAUGUAUUGUAGUCAAUGUAGUGCACAAAUAAACAUAACUUACACAGGUA
Molecule: messenger RNA, 1971 nt
Organism: Priapulus caudatus
Lineage: Eukaryota; Metazoa; Priapulida; Priapulimorpha; Priapulimorphida; Priapulidae
Product: cytoplasmic dynein 2 light intermediate chain 1-like
Exons: 13
Coding region: 184-1248 (354 amino acids)
Biological process (GO): intraciliary transport involved in cilium assembly; intraciliary retrograde transport
Cellular component (GO): cytoplasmic dynein complex; ciliary basal body; axoneme
Molecular function (GO): dynein heavy chain binding
Source: RefSeq, a predicted model, not a curated record